ACUUUGUAUUAGGAUUGUCGGCGGCGGGGCAUGUGGCUUUUGAUGUUUGAAGAUUCAAACUUUUCAAAUUAAUAUUGUAGCAUCUGAUUUGACCGACAUGCACACGAAUUGAAACAUUUUAUUAAGGUAUGUUUCGAAGUGUACACCAUCUGCUAUAUUUCAUAUCACCAUGUCGUAUAAACACAGCUUUUGAAAGGGGCCAUUUUGUUUCGUGGGAUGUUAUGAGGAGAUAACUCAGUUGUGUUUUUAGUGGAAUUAUUUUAUUUGAGGAUUAAACACUCUUCCUAAACACAUCAAUUGCUGCCUGCAAUUUCAUUUGGGAUUUAAUUGUGGUGUUUUGUAUAUCUGGUGUUUCAGUGACCGUUUUCGACAGGUGCGCGAACGCUUCAGAAUAGCAAUGCAAUUUAGCCAUUGUUUCCCAAUAAUACUAUGUUCUGAUGUCGUUAGUUGAUGAAAAUGAGCUGACAGAAACCCAAAGCUGGGUUAUAUCAAGCAACAUGACAUCUAGCAGGGUGUGCCAAUUUCUCUCAGAGAGUGGAGGUAGCAAUUUUACAGAAACUGCUCCACGGCCACCCGUGCCAGGUGAAGAAAAUGAGAUUCAGUCAAACGGCGGAUUAUCAACAAAAAGUAGCGAAUCUCAUAAAAGUAACAAGUCGUGUAAGAGUGGUGGAUCAAAUCGUGAUAUAACUACACAUUCGCCUGCUGCUACACCGAGACGGUCUAUGAAAGAUAAGUCUCUCAUAUCUAACCAAAGUUGUUGUGUAGACGACGAGGAUAUGACAGCUCCCUUGGGUUUUGAACCAGAAGGGAGUGUGUCCAACUCUCCUCCUUUUACUGAGAAUAGUACACCACCAUAUAUGAAAUGGGCUGAGAACUUGAGUUAUCUGUUAGAAGACAGAGAUGGUGUCCAUUUAUUCAAACAGUUUUUAGAAAAUGAGGAUUUUAAAUGUUAUUCUGUGGAUUUUUAUUUUGCAUGUGAAGGAUUAAAGAGAAAGCCCCCAGAUGAUGUAGCUAAUAUACAAAGCAUAAUCCGAGCUAUUCAUAAAAAGUAUAUAAAAACUGAUAAAUUACCAUGCAUCUCAGAACUGACUAGGCAUUAUAUUCAUGAAAAACUUCAAAAAAGAACUUUUGCAGCAGGUCAGGGGAUAUUUGACCAGGCCCAGAACGAGGUAGAGGAGCAUAUGCGUAAAAAUACAUAUCCAUUAUUCCUUAAAAGUGAUCUUUUCGUUCAAUAUAUUCAAAAGGAAGGUGAAAGAAGUCCAAAAAGUACUAGUACUAGUGGUUCAAAUAGUGUACGUCCAACAUCAGGGCCUCUUCCUACUCUUUUAGAAGAUCAGGAACUUAAUAAUGUGUCGGGUUGUGAUAUGGACGGUCCACCUAGUGCUUCUAAAACCAGUGUGAAGAGAGUUGUGAAUGAACCAUUUAAUUUUUCAUAUCCAUCGGUUCCAAGGGUACCCUCAAUACCACAUACCUACCAAUCCUAUGCUCCUACCUCUCUCCAAGACAGCGAGAUCCAGAGCAUUUCCAGUGCCAGCGAUGCAUUAACUGACGACACUCGUUCCCAGACAGAUAGUAGCAUAGAUGGUGAUUUAUAUAAACACAAGAGAAUGAGGAGAAAACUGAGACUGAAAGCAGAACAAAAUAAAGAAAGUAACUUUAAUCAGCCUUUUAUUCCUAGAACAAAUCGCCCGCCUAAAGAUCGAAACAUAGCAGAAACUGAUCCGAAAGCUUUCGCAGAAGUAUUGAUAGACAGGUUAAAGAAGGUUGAACAAAAACAGGAAAACGAUGAAAGGAUAAGAGCUAACAUGAGCAGAGUUUUAGAUGAGAGUGAUAUAGACAAUCCUGGAAACAGGUCAAUGACAUCGUCAUUUUCACAAAACAAUAACACUACCUCCGGUUCAGUGCUACCUUUAAUGACUUCUACUGUGAUAGACGAGGCGAAUGCUGAUUCUAUAUUAGAGGAACAUUGUUCUCGGAUAUGGGAAAGUUCGGCACAACAAACGCCCAGUCUGUCGCCUGGGAGACAUAGUCCUCCAAACACAAAACCAAAGUCCCCUGAUAGAAAUAAAAAGAUGCAAUCCUUGCCGUCAGCUUCACGGACACUUCAUCAUAAAAAACGGCCCGAUUAUCAUUCAUCUUUCGAUAGUGGAAUGGGAGAUGAAAAAGCUAUUGAAACUCAUCGUCAUAUACAUCACCACCACCAUCAUCAUCAUACAAAAGAGUCUCGGUGUAAAAUAGAAAGUGACGCUCAAAAGAUUUAUUUCGGUAAUGAUAAAGGACGAGGCAGUCGUAAACAUUCUGACACUGAAAGUAAAUUUGAUAGUGGUGUUAGUAUGAUCGAUUCAAUACCUUCCAUGCCAAACAUGAAAGAUCCUUCAUCAGAAAAGGUCCUUAAUUGGAUGAUGGACAGUGAUCGUAUGGGUGGUACUAAUACUGCAGAUUCUGAUAAAGCCUCAUCUCAGAAACGUGUUCGAUCUACUGCUUCUUCCACGCCUGCUCCCAGAAAACAAAUAUCAAAGAAAUCAGGUCAUGGAGCAAGCCGUUCUGCUUCAGUGGAUCGUAGCGCUAUGAUGAUGAGUGCACCACCUCCAUCAGGAGCUAUGCCGUCACAACCUUUUAUGCAGGAUCCAUCCAUGCCCAUCCUCCAACCUACAAGUAUAACUGUACAGCUGGAGGAAGCCAAGCGUCGGUUAGAAGAAUCUCGCACCGUUCCCCCAGUUAAAUCUAAGUCUUUCGGUGGUAUUCCCAGUAAUCAGUGUGAAUUGUAUAAUUGUAGGUCUUUCGGUGGUAUUCCCAGUAAUCAGUGUGAAUUGUAUAAUUGUAGGUCUUUCGGUGGUAUUCCCAGUAAUCAGUGUGAAUUGUAUAAUUGUAGGUCUUUCGGUGGUAUUCCAGCUGCUAAAGAGAAGAAACCAAAUACAACAUCCCAGGGUAACAUGAAACCUCUACCUACAACCAGAACUGUUCCGUGUGAUUUAGACAUGUCAUUUGAUACUAUUGCUGUAGAUAAAAAGAAGAAGUCACCAAACAGCAGUGCUAAUACCUCAGGCUCUACUGGUGAAGAAAUCGUGAUAGGAUAUUAUUUCUGCCAGGAGCCAAUACCAUACAAAAUUACAGUACCUGGUCAUAAUGUAACUCUAGCUCAGUUCAAACAUCUUAUUGGAAGAACAGGAAACUAUAGAUAUUUCUUCAAGAAGAAAAGCAAUGAAUUUGGUGAGGAGGGAGCAGUGUAUGAGGAAAUUAAAAAUGACUCUGAAAUUUUACCAUUAUGGGAUGGUCGAAUUAUUGCAAAAGUGACUAAGAAUGAUUAAUAAUAAUACGUAAUUUAUUGUAUAAUGUGUACAUAGUUGUGUAUAUUUGUAUAAAGACUGUAAAGAGCUGUGACUCAGGGUUUAACCACCAGGUGGGGCCAUUAUCAACCAUGGUGGGUUAUUUAUGGAUUCAGUUUACGGGUUACAUAUCAGGGCUUCAUAAAAAUUGUAUCCAGAGGGUAGAAUGUUUUGUGUUGGAGGAUAACACAGUUGAAAUUGUAGAUGUUGUCAUUCAAUUUUUAUUGUUUAUAAAUUGACUAAUUGACUAUCAGAUGUCAUGUUAUUUAAAAAAUAUCCAAAAUACGGCUAUUCAGUAGAAAUAUUUUUAUGCACACAUUCUCUUAUUUUCAAAUCUGAACUAGAAGAGCUCUACAAUAACAAUAGUUGAGCUCUCCUCUUCAAUGACAUUCUGCCAUUCUGAGGUACAUUUUGUGACAGCCCUCAGUAAAAUAUCAUGUAUAUUAAAAGCACAGAACUUUAACCAUCCUCAUGGAAUUGCUGUCAUUAUUUUGUUAUUUUAAAUUAUGCAUAGACUUUUACUGUGUUUUAAGUUAUGAAUUUUUAGUUUUAUGUAAAUCAUGGUUGUUUGUAUGUUUGUAAGCAAGUUACUUUAAUGAAAUACUUCUGUUCUAGGAAAUUAUCUGAACUGAAAAACUAUGAUAUUUAAUUUUACUGCCUAUAAGAGUUAAAUUUUGGAACCUGAAUGGAAAUAUCAUGGAAAUUUACCAAGUUUGUUGAUUUAAGUCAAAUAUUAGAGAAGUAAUGCUUGAAAAUAGAAUUCCUUAAGAAAUAAUUCUUUUUGUGAAAAUAUAGACAGAAAAGUAAUUGUGCUUACAUACAUAUAGGAUAAUCCAUUCUGGUUGUGUUUAUCGGAUGGCAUUGAUUGUUUUUGAGUUGUUUGAACUUGUAAAACCUAGUCCAACUAUCAUGUUAUUCAUUUUAUACAACACGUGUGUAAGGGAAUAGAUUUAACCAAUGAAAUAACCAGUUUUAUUUCUGUACAAAGAACGGUUUUAAUUUUGAAUUCAAGGGAAAUAAUUGUUUUUUUGUUAACCCUGGCCUACACAUUUUACUGGUGCUAUUUUUAUUUGUGUAAAGUGUUUUCUUUCUAAUUAAUCUAUUAAGAAGUUACAUUUUCAUACAAUGUAGGGUUUGAUUUUUAUUUCACAAACUAAAUUGAUUCACUUGUUUCUGGAAAUUGUGAUAAAAAUAAAAUGCAAUAUAGAGAAACAUCAAUAUAGAGAAACCUAACUCUGUAAUGGAACAUUUUAACCUUCGUUUCAAAUGUAGUUUCGUCUUUUGGAAGGUUAAAUUGUUUCAGAUUUUGAUUGUAGUGAAAAGUAGACCUAUUUAGCAACACUCUUUGUUUCGUGAGGAUUUUAGAACUCCUCAAAUAUAAGGGUUGUUAGAUUGGAUGCUGUGUUUACCAUAACCAAGUAAAGACAAAGUCAAAAUAAGAUUUCUAGUAAAAAAAGCUUUAAAAUUUUGAUGUUAUAUCUUCAUCAAGAUGAAUAUGUGUAGUUUCUGUGUAGAAUAUAAUCUCCCCAAUUGGAUUUUCAUGAAAUUUUUUUAUGCUGUUAGGUGAUAUGAGGUUAUAUGAAACUAGCAAAUUUUAUUCAUUUUAGUAAAGUUUUAUUUGAACCCGUUGAUUUUAAAGUUAUAAAUGUAAUGAAAUUUCUAUUUUUACUUAAUUUUUUUAUAAUUUUUUUUCAAUAUUAAGGAACGAAACACUUCAAACAUGAAAUAAACAAAUAUCAGAAAGCCUUAUAAAAUCCAUGUAUGUCUAUGGAUUAUUCUUUUUUCUUAAUAUGAUUCCGCAAGAAAGGAAUGCUGCUGUUUCAAACAGAAGUUUGGCCGUAGAAAUUCCUUCUUUUAAACGUAUCAUGAUUAAGUUAUUGUUCAUCUAUUAGCCCUUCAUUGAAGACUAAAUCAAUACUCAGUAUAUAGAUUGACGUGCUACUGAAAAUGUAACCUCUCAGUUUAUAGAUUGACAUGCUACUGGAAGUGUAACCUCUCAGUUUAUAGAUUGACAUGCUACUGGAAGUGUAACCUCUCAGUUUAUAGAUUGACCUGGAAGUGUACCUGUAGAAUUUGAACUGUGCCUGUGUUUUCUUUCUUGUUAACUUCAUAAUAAUAUUGAAACUGUGUCAUCACUGAUUCUGAAUACUUCAAAACAAAUUUUACCAUAUGUAAAAGAACAAAUUUCAUGAAUAAUUUAACUCUGGUGAAAAAAUUCAUCACAACCUUUUUUUUAAAUAACUACGACCUUAAAAGCAUAGACAGGACUUCAUACCUCUCACAUCUUAUGUAUUGGUUUUGUUGAAAAAAUCUUAAACAACUUCUUGAAUUAUUUUAUUUGUCUGUUUUUGAGUCAUGAUACUAUUAUAUUAAAACUGAAUCAUGGAAUGAUUAUAUUUGUAUUAGGAUUAAAUCUGUCAUUGAAUUCGCCAUGACAAUUCAGGGUAUAAUUUCAUCAGGGAUCAUCUCAAAAUGUAAUUUUACUUUCCAAUUAAUCUCAGAACUCUUUGACUUUUUUGAACUUUUUCUCUAAAAUGUUUUAUAUAAUUUCUUUUCAUGAAUGCAUUAUUGACUUUUUAAUACACUCAUUUUCAAAUGAUUUAAACUUUUGAGAUGACCCAGACAAAACUGCUGUAUCUUUUCAUGUUACAUAUGGUCUAUGAAACCAGUGUUCAACAUAAUAAACUACAAUUUAAAAAUAUGCAUUUUUAUUGUGUAAUUACUCAGUUAGUAUGAUGCCCGGAGAUGAAUAAAGUAGGUACCAAAUUUGGUAUCAGUUAUUAGUAAACCUUUUUAUUUUGACAUGUAUAGUACCAAAUUUGUUCAUACAAACUGAAGGAAUAGUGCUUUUAAAGUUGUUGAAAUGUUUUGUUUUGUAAAUUAAGACCGUUUUAUAUGCAUUAUUUUAAGAAAGUAUUUCUUUUGAAUA
Messenger RNA from Mytilus californianus (California mussel), 6255 nucleotides. Its product is annotated as axin-1-like. The record is from RefSeq and is a predicted model, not a curated record. Gene Ontology annotation, biological process: negative regulation of canonical Wnt signaling pathway. The transcript is spliced from 12 exons. The coding region runs from base 438 to 3308 and encodes 956 amino acids. Lineage: Eukaryota; Metazoa; Mollusca; Bivalvia; Mytilida; Mytilidae.